AUGGGGUCUGGCAGGUUCAAUAUUACCAAACUAUCUUUUAAGGUGGACUCGUCUCUUUUCAUCGUGGCAUUUACACUAUUGAACAUCUCACACAAAGCUCGAGUUAGUGUCAAAUUGGUUUCAGAGGCUGGCGUUGGUAUUGUUUCUGCAGGGGUGGCUAAGGGAGGUGCAGAUCACGUUACUAUUUCUGGACAUGAUGGUGGUACAGGAGCAAGCAGUUGGACGGGAAUAAAGCAUGCUGGUCUUCCUUGGGAACUUGGUGUUUCUGAAACUCAUCAAGUUUUGACAAUGAAUGAUUUACGCUCCCGCAUUGUACUUCAAGCUGAUGGACAAAUAAGAACUGGUCGUGAUGUGAUGGUUGCAGCUUUGCUAGGUGCAGAUGAAUACGGCAUGUCUACAGCACCUUUGAUCGUUCUUGGAUGUACAAUGAUGCGAAAAUGCCAUUUAAAUACAUGUCCAGUUGGAAUAGCUACUCAUGAUCCCGUUCUACGAGCAAAAUUUGAUGGAAAGCCAGAACAUGUCGUUAAUUAUAUGUUUAUGGUAGCCGAAGAUGUUCGUUAUUUUCUUUCGAAAUUGGUAUUGCGAGAAGUGAGGGAAUCUGUUGGAAGAGUUGAUUUACUUUAUGCGGUUCCACAUCCGAUGAACAACAAAGCAACCUUUCUAGAGUUUGCUCAAAUUUUGCAUAAAGUUUCCUUGCAAUUCCCGCAGAUCAAUAUAAAAGGUGGAUCGAUAAAACAGCUGCAUGAAUGUAAUGAUUUGGAAACUGAUAUAAUAGAAAAGGAACAAUUAAUUAAAUUCUUUGAUAACUCUUCAAAAGUUAAACACAUCAAAGAAAGAAUAAUAGGUAAUACAAACCCCUGUUUUGGUGUUCGACUUACCUACGAGAUUUUUAUUCUUUAUGGAGAAGAAAGGUUGCCUGAGGGGCAUUUAUUGGCACUUAAUCUGGAAGGAGCUGUUGGGCAAAGUUUUUGUGCUUUUUUGGCAAAAGUAUUCACUGUCAGAUUGGAGGUGCAUUUCUGGUGGUAA
Molecule: messenger RNA, 1026 nt
Organism: Meloidogyne enterolobii
Lineage: Eukaryota; Metazoa; Nematoda; Chromadorea; Rhabditida; Meloidogynidae
Source: the annotation of a GenBank genome assembly